UAUGCAAUAACGGAGACCUAAAUUGAAAUCUUUGGAUAAUAAAGAGAAUCAACAUACUUCAGAAACUCCAAUACAGAAUCGUAAACUAUUUAGAAAGACAACACCAAAAUUAUUGUAGCCAUUACAAAUGGAUUAACACAUAAGUUCAAGAGAACCUUUGACUACAAAAGUAGAUGGACCACAUAAAAUCAGAUUUAGAACAUAUGCUAAUACUAUUGAAAAUUUGAUGAAUGAUAAUUUGUUAAAAUUAAUACCUCCUACAUGUGAUGGAACUACUUACUCAAUUGGAUAAUCAAUAGGUAAGGGAAGUUAUGCUACUGUAAGACUUGGAACUAAUAAAUAAGGGUUGAAAGUAGCAAUUAAAGUAUAUGAAAAGUUAUUCUUAAAAGGAGAGCGACUCAAUAAUCUUGUAAAAGAAAUCAGUGCAUUAAAAGCACUUAAUCAUGAAUAGAUAGUUAAAUUAUUGGAUGUUUAUCAUUGUGGAAGUACAAUAAAUUUAGUAUUGGAGUAUUGUGGAAAUGAGAGUCUCUUUACUUUGGUUAAAUAACAUAAAGCAUUAUCAAAAGAUUAUGCAUUCAAUAUAAUUCAUCAAUUAUUAAAGAUAUUAGUAUACAUUCAUGAGAAGAAUAUAUGUCAUAGAGAUAUUAAACUUGAAAAUAUUCUGAUAAGCAAUAAAAAAAUUAAACUAAUUGAUUUUGGAUUUAGUACUAUAUAAAAUUGUAUAACUUGUCAUUGUGGUACACCUAGCUAUAUGUCACCUGAAGUUGUAACAAAAUAGAAGUAUGAUGGAAGGACAACUGAUAUAUGGGCAUUAGGAGUUCUUUUUGUUGGUUUGCUAUAAGGUAGCUUCCCAUUUAAGGGGUCAACUGAAAAGGAACUCUUUUUUAAAAUCAGAAAUAAUGAGUAUAUAAUUAAUAGUUAGGAUAAGGAUGUGAGAAUGUUUUUAGGAUAGAUAUUUGUAUUGGAUCCUCAUCAUAGAGCUACUGCCAAAGAGGUAAUUAUUUAUUACUUUUAUUCUUAGUUAUUAUAAUACGAUGUUUUUAGAUCUAUGUGA
Molecule: messenger RNA, 1054 nt
Organism: Paramecium pentaurelia
Lineage: Eukaryota; Ciliophora; Oligohymenophorea; Peniculida; Parameciidae
Source: the annotation of a GenBank genome assembly